CUAACUGGUUUCUCUACUGAUACUCUCGUGCCACAGAAUCUUCCAUUCUGCUCUCUAAUGGCUGAAUGGAUUAAGCCUCAUUCUGUCUUCCUCUUGUCCCUUUUGGUUAUUUCUCUGUGUGUCUUACAUGGCAAGUCAUCGCAGUUUGGCUCAGAGGAGUUUGAGUCCUGGCUGGAUGAUAACGACGAAGACGACGAUGUAAACAUGGCUCAGACGAGGCGUGAGCCGCGUAAGGAUUGUGAUUUUGCUGCUGGAAAAUGGGUGUAUGAUGAGUCUUAUCCGCUCUAUGAUUCCGACUGCCCUUAUCUCAGCUCUGCAGUAUCUUGCCGCCGAAAUGGCCGGCCGGAUUCUGAGUAUGAAAAGUGGAAGUGGAAGCCAAAUGCCUGUUCUAUUCCCAGGUUUGAUGCACUGAAGUUUCUUGGCAAAAUGAGAAGGAAAAGAAUAAUGCUAGUAGGUGAUUCCAUAAUGAGGAACCAGUGGGAGUCUCUUGUCUGCUUAGUGCAAGGAGUUGUACCAACUGGCAGAAAGAAGGUCACCUACAAUGGUCUUUCAAUGUCUUUCCAUGCCUUGGAUUUUGAAACAUCAAUUGAGUUUUGUUGGGCUCCAUUGCUGGUGGAGCUCAAGAAAGGACCUGGAAACAAGAGAAUCUUGCACUUGGAUUUGAUAGAAGAGAAUGCAAGAUACUGGAGAGGAGUUGAUGUUCUUGUGUUUGAUUCAGCUCACUGGUGGACUCACUCCGAAAAAUGGAGUUCGUGGGACUAUUACAUGGAGGGGAGUUCUCUCUUCAAAAAUAUGAAUCCAAUGGUUGCUUAUCAGAAAGGACUCGCUACAUGGGCCAAAUGGAUAGAUCUAAACCUCAAUCCUCGCCAAACACGAGUCAUUUUCAGGAGCAUGUCCCCCGGGCACAAUAGAGAAAAUGGUUGGAAAUGUUAUAAUCAGAGGAAGCCUUUGCCAUAUUUCAGUCACCAACAUGUUCCUGGACAACUACUAGUGCUAAAAGAGGCGUUGAGAAAAAUGAGUUUUCCAGUACAUUUGCAGGAUAUUACAACUAUUUCGGCUUUCCGCAGAGAUGGUCAUCCUUCUGUGUAUAGAAGGGCAAUGGACCAGGAAGAGAGACAGCACCCAAGAGAUUUUUCCUCUGAUUGUAGCCACUGGUGCCUUCCUGGGGUCCCUGAUAUCUGGAAUGAGAUGUUGAGUGCUCUGCUCUAAGAUGAAGCAUAAAUAAUAAAUUAGCUAGGGUUUGCUUUUGGCACUCUGUAUUAGCCAGUAAUAUGCUUUGUGCUUUUGUUGUUUAUUGAAAUGCUAAAUUGUUUACGAGGAGAUAGUGUCAUGGAAUAUGGUGUGUUUGGCACGUGACUCUUAACUCCUAAAUAUUAACUUCACUUUCAAGAUUUCUU
Messenger RNA from Carica papaya (papaya), 1397 nucleotides. RefSeq names its product TRICHOME BIREFRINGENCE-LIKE 36 (gene TBL36). The record is from RefSeq and is a predicted model, not a curated record. Gene Ontology annotation, molecular function: O-acetyltransferase activity. Gene Ontology annotation, cellular component: Golgi apparatus. Lineage: Eukaryota; Viridiplantae; Streptophyta; Magnoliopsida; Brassicales; Caricaceae.